AGUUUGAGAAUUUAUAUGUAAUUAAACCUAAAAUCUUCUGAGAAUGGCUGCUGCGGCAAACCCUAAAGAAGCUGUGUGCGUGACCGGAGCUAACGGAUUUAUAGGGUCAUGGCUGGUCCGCACCCUCCUUGAAGGCGGCUAUACCCGGGUCCACGCAGCGAUUUACCCAGGCUCAGACCCCAACCAUCUGUUGUCUCUCCCCGGCGCCACUUCCCGAGGCGUGGUGCUGCAGGUGUACGAGGCCGACGUCUUGGACUACCCAGCCGUCCUCAAAGCGGUGGAGGGCUGCCAGGGUGUAUUCCACGUGGCCUCUCCUUGCAGUCUGGAAGAUCCCAAAGACCCAGACAAGGAACUGGUGAGACCAGCGGUGCAGGGCACACUCAACGUACUCGAAGCCGGUAGAUCAGCCAAGGUCAGACGGAUGGUGCUGACUUCCUCUAUAUCAGCCAUGGUUCCAAACCCCAAUUGGGACCCUAAAACCCAAGGACCCUUCAACGAAUCAUCCUGGACAGACCUGGAAUACUGCAAGGCACGACAUAAAUGGUAUCCAGUGUCAAAGACCCUAGCUGAGAAAGCGGCAUGGGAAUAUGCAGAGAAACAUGGACUUGAUGUAGUGGCUAUAAAUCCGGCAACAUGUUUAGGUCCUAUGUUGCAACCCAACUUGAAUGCAAGUUGCGCGGUGCUGCUACAAUUGUUACAAGGCUCUAAAGAUACCCAGGAGUACCACUGGUUAGGGGCAGUCCAUGUUAAAGAUGUUGCCAAAGCACAGAUAUUAUUGUUCCAGUCACCUGUUGCUUCUGGUAGAUAUCUUUGCACUAAUGGUAUCUAUCAGUUCUCUCAGUUUGCUCAAACUGUGUCCAAACUUUUCCCUCAUUAUCCUGUCCACAGGUUUGCAGAGGAAACACAACCGGGGUUAGUUCCUUGCAAAGAGGCAGCCAAGCGAUUAAUUGAUUUGGGUCUAGUUUUCACACCAGUUGAAGAUGCUGUUCGUGAGACUGUGGACUCUUUGGUAACCAAAGGCAUCCUGAAAUCGCACUAGCGGAUGUUACAGUCAGAAAUUAGGAAAACAAAACCUGUUAUGAUUAUUUUCUUUUUCUUUUGUUUUAAAUUUUCCGUCUACGUAAGUCUAAAGUAAAAAGGUAGACAAAGUUUGUUGUCUUUGCUUUUAAAUUAUAUAUUUUAUUUGGAUAAAGCAUUAAGAAGAGACGUGUGUUACCUUAA
Messenger RNA from Gossypium raimondii (Peruvian cotton), 1221 nucleotides. Its product is annotated as cinnamoyl-CoA reductase 1. Bases 44 to 1039 code for a protein of 331 amino acids. The transcript is spliced from 2 exons. Gene Ontology annotation, molecular function: oxidoreductase activity, acting on the CH-OH group of donors, NAD or NADP as acceptor. Lineage: Eukaryota; Viridiplantae; Streptophyta; Magnoliopsida; Malvales; Malvaceae. The record is from RefSeq and is a predicted model, not a curated record.